Orycteropus afer afer is the source of this 1170-nucleotide messenger RNA. NCBI's taxonomy places the organism in Eukaryota, Metazoa, Chordata, Mammalia, Tubulidentata, Orycteropodidae. The record is from RefSeq and is a predicted model, not a curated record.
AUGGCCAUCCCUCCUCCACCCAGGGUCAAGGAGCCAGAACUGCCCGGGGACACGGCCUGGCCCUCUGUGGUUUUCAGCACCAUGAUGAUUGUCAUGCACACCCCAAGGAAGUUGCCGGGGCCCCCAGAAAAAGCCACAGCUGGCCAGCCACGAAUGACCCAGCUGCCCACACCCAAUGGCAGUGGGCCCAGCCUGGAGUUUGAAGGGCCCUGGCCGGAGAUCUCAGACAGGUCCCCGUGUGUGGCUGGCAUCAUCCCUGUCAUCUACUACAGCAUCCUGCUGGGCUUGGGGCUGCCUGUCAACCUCCUGACCACGGUGGCCCUGGCCCGCCUCGCUGCCAGGACCAGGAAGGCCUCCUACUAUUACCUCCUGGCGCUCACGGCCUCGGACAUCGUCACCCAGGUGGUCAUCGUGUUCGUCGGCUUCCUUCUGCAGGGUGCUGUGCUGGCCCGCGAGGUGCCCCAGGCUGUGGUGCGCACAGCUAACAUCCUGGAGUUUGCUGCCAUCCAUGCCUCGGUCUGGAUCUCCGUCCUCCUCACACUCGACCGCUACAGUGCCCUGUGCCGCCCCCUGCACCACCGGGCGGCCUCAUCCCUGGGCCGGACCCGCCGAGCCAUUGCUGCUGUCCUGGGGGCUGCCCUGGUGACUGGCAUCCCUUUCUACUGGUGGUUGGACGUGUGGAGGGACGCAGACCCUCCUGGCACACUGGACAAGGUCCUCAAGUGGGCUCACUGCCUCACUGUCUAUUUCAUCCCUUGUGGUGUCUUCCUGGUCACCAACUCAGCCAUCGUCUGCCGGCUCCGACAGAGGGGGCAGAGUGGGCUUCGGCUCCAUGUGGGCAAGAGCACUGCCAUCCUCUUGGGUGUCACCACACUCUUUGCUCUCCUGUGGGCACCUCGGAUCUUUGUCAUGCUCUACCAUCUGUAUGUGGCCCCCGUCCACCGGGACUGGAGAGUUCACCUGGCCUUGGACGUGGCCAACAUGGCAGCCAUGCUCAACACAGCAGUCAACUUUGGUCUGUACUGCUUUGUCAGCAAGACUUUCCGAGUCACAGUCUGGGAGGUCAUCCAUGAUGCCCACCUGCCCUGCACCUUGGGGUCACGGCCAGAGGGCAUGAUGGGGGGACCUGUGUUGAAGCCUCCAGGACUCCCCAAAGGGACAGAAUUGUAG